Messenger RNA from Gadus chalcogrammus (walleye pollock), 2886 nucleotides. RefSeq lists its product as uncharacterized. The transcript is spliced from 4 exons. The record is from RefSeq and is a predicted model, not a curated record. The coding region runs from base 434 to 1318 and encodes 294 amino acids. NCBI's taxonomy places the organism in Eukaryota, Metazoa, Chordata, Actinopteri, Gadiformes, Gadidae.
AUGCACAUGGCUCUCGUAGAAGUGCAUGGGGAAGGGUCGUCAACGAGUUGUUACGACAGUGUUGUAAAAUAUCUACUACGAAGCUGUAGGGGGCGCUGUGUAGAGAAAUGUGCGUGCCAAAACCAAGAAAACAGCGAAGAAAUUCCCGAAGUUGCAUAGUGGGCCAGGCGAAGCCUAUACGACAGAACAGACAGCAACGUCAGUCUGCAUUCGAAGAUAAGCUGGCGUACAGGUCCUCCAGGCCCUCCCGCUGGUGACGCCUCCGUCUCCACCUCCUCCGGCACCGUCCUCCACCCCUCCCCCACCACCACCACCACCACCACAGGUUGCGGCCGCUCCACCGAAGGUUGGACUUCCUACUCGGGUUCCGGCGCAGACCAGGGUAGAGCCUCGUGGCGUCUCCGUUGAGGAGACGCCUUGCGGGGAGGCCACCAUGGCGCCGGAGCCAAAGAAGAAGAGGAGGAAGAUGACGAUGACGGGCGACGUGGAGCAGCCGGCAACGCCCACUCCUGCUCGGACUGAGACCCGGUUGCCUGAGGGCUGGCGGACAGCCCUCAACGGGGAAGAGCAGGAGCUGAACAGUAGGACCCUCAAGCGGUGGUUUACCUGGUCGCAGCGAGCAAAGGAAAGGGCUGCGUUGACUCCAGGCGUUGCAGCAGAUGGAGGACGACCACCGGCGGCGGCGGUGGAUCGUCCGGCGGCAGCAGCAACAGCGACGUCGGCGGUGCCUCAAGGCCGGGAGACGACAGCGGCAGCGAGGGGGGCGGCGGUAGCCCCGGCAGCGGCACCGGCUGUGGCAGCGGCGGUGCCUGCUCUGCCGGCGCCUGCUCAGCCCGCCCCCUCGGCUGCUUACCCGGCUUUCCCGCCGACGGCUGCUGCCGCAGCUGCAACUGGACCUUUAAGAGCAACACAGCCUCUCCUUGUGGACCUCUCACCGCCCCGGCAGAGUGUGUGGGUGCUCCCCCCACCCCCCCCCCUCCUGACGCUCCCUCGGACAUUGCCGGCUCCUCACGUCCUCCCUCCGCCGCUGGCCGCCGCACAGCACGCCGGCCCUGAGCUGCCUGUACCUCGCAAUACAGAAUACCAGAGGAAGCAGACCGCCAAGCGGAGAGCGGCGGCACAGCCGGGCACGACUCUCUCUUCCCGGGCCGGCGUGCCACAGGCGCAGAAGUGCAGAAAAUGCGGCCAGCCGAGGCGGAGGGAGACCGGACACACCCGCCACCGCGGAGAACAUUUCUGUUCCGUCGCGGCGGGUAAGAGUGUGGAGGACUGGCUGAGGGAGAAGAAGGAGCGGGACCAGGGUGGAGCCCCGGACUGAUGCGCACUCUUGCCGGGGUUGGUGUUGUACAUAGUUCUCUUUUGUAUAUAGUGGUUUUUCUGUUCUGUGUGUAUAUAGUUCUUUUGCAGUGUUAGUGUAUAUAGUUGUUUGCUGUAUAUAGUUGUCAUUUUGCAGGAUUAGUGUAUAUAUAGUUCUUUGUUUAGUUAGUUAGUUAGUGCAUACACACUGCCAUAUUUAUUUAUGUAUAUAUAUUAGUGGUGGGCCGUUAUCGGCGUUAACGGCUGCGUUAACACCAAACUAUUAUCGGGCGAUUAAAAAAAAAAUAUCGUCGUUAAUCUAUUUUCAAACACUUCCUUGUUCGGACCCAUCACGUGACUGAACUAACCAAUCAGAAGCUAGAAUUUAGACUGAGGUAAACGUGAGGGAAUCAGAGCGGCAGAUUCAACAGAAUAUCCUGACUGUUGAAUAUGUAAACAUUAGGGGUGUGAAUCUUUGGCUUCAGACGAUUCGAUUCGAUCAACGAUUCAGUAGUUGGCGAUUCGAUUCAAGGACAAUUUUUUUUUUUUUUGGAACGAUUCGAUUCUGUAAACCACGAUUCGAUUCAGUAACUUUGAACCAAAAUUCUAUAUCCGUGAAAUAAACAUGCAAUAAUGUGACACCCUGUCAUGGGUAGAUGUGUUCGAGCGUCUUGAACUAGGUGGAAAAUCACUCAGGAGCCGACGAGAAGUUUGGAAAAAGAUGGGAUCUUUUAUUUUCCCAAUUUAAGGCCCAUAAGGCAAUAAAAAUAAAACGAAAAUCAACAAAAAGAAAAAUACAUUUCACUAAACAAACUGAAUGGGCUUGAGAGUCACAAAAACAUCAAUUCGAACUUAAGCAUACUGGACCUUUCUAUUAUUGCUAGAUUUUGGCGUAGCCAAAAUAUACAAAAACGGCAAUAAACAUAAUUACAGAAACUCGGGGUCACUUCCGGUUUACCCAGAAGUUAUGACGUUAAUUUAAACCCCGUUGACGCGGCACACAUUCCAUAAUACAGGGGACUCUCUAAAUCGACGCCACUUCGACCUGGGCGGGACUUUACGUCCUACGUCACUCGCUAUGGGUGUGCAUGUGUGCGCGUAGCCGUCACUCGCGAUGGGUGUACAUGUGAGAAAGGUUUUGGCUUUUAGUGUCUAUGGGUUGGUAAUAACGGUUCUGAUGAUUUUUCUGAUGGAAAAGUGGUCUUUUAUUUCCAUAAUCUUUGUUCAGUGAACGCAUAAACCCGUUUGUUAGUUAGCAGUUAAACAAAAUGCGAUCUCUUUGUUUACAGUUACCAACGACCAACUGAUGAUUGGAGUAUUGGGGGUUCGAUUCCCUAGUGAUGCAAGGUUUUUUUUCAUUUUGGACUGCACACACAUCGCGAGUGACGGAUAGUCGCACAAUGUACACACAUCACUGUCUUUACAAUUUCUAGGCAACCGAAGUUUAAAGAUUGUCAAGUGGUUAACUCUUGAAUCGCAUUUACUAAGACCUGAUGGGUUAGUGGUCAGAGAACAACUCAUUAACGCGGGGAUAAGGGGUUCGAUUCCUUAAUGAAACCAGCUUUUUUCUUUCAUAUUGGACUGGAUGCA